AUGAUCCUGUCGACGACAAUCACUGUGACCGCUCUCAUUGGAAUCGCCAGCUAUUACCUAUACAACUGGCUGUAUUGGAAACUUCGAGGCAUUCCUGGACCAUGGGGAUAUCCGGUGAUCGGAUCAUUCUUGGAUACCAUGAAAGUGCAGGAUUCGAUUCUUCUGAAACUCCAAACAUGGACAAAAAAAUACGGAAAAAUUUAUGGAAUCACCGAGGGGCAAACCAAAUUGUUGGUGAUUUCGGAGCCUGAACUUGUCAAUGAAGUGUUCGUAAAGCAAUUCGACAACUUCUACAGUAGACGGAUGAACAAGUUGCAAGUGGACCCGGAAAACGAUACUCGUGUGCACGUGUUCUCGGCUCGCGGACCUCGCUGGCGACGACUUCGCGCUGUUGCAAGCCUCUCGUUUAGCUCCAACAACAUAAAAAACGUAAUGCCACAAAUGGACGACAGUGCGAAAAAAUUAGUCGAGAUAUUGGUGGCGAGACUGAACGGAAAUGAGGCGACAGAUAUUCAAUUGGCAUAUAAAGAAUUCACAUUUGAUAACCCAUUGAGCAAAAGUGCUCACGAAUUUUUCCACAACGAUGAUUGGCUUCUGUUCACAAUUAUUGGAUCGUUUCCAAGAUUUUCUCGAUUUCUCCGCUACAUGUUCACGGCGUUCCCAAAAUUGUUCGGCGGAACUGCUCUGGUUAACUUGUUGCGAGUGUGCGAUAAAGCGGUUCGUCAGCGAAUUGUGCAACGAGAAAUGGACGAGAAGAAUGGUGUUGAAAAUCACGUCCACAACGAUUUCAUUGAUACGUAUUUGGAUUAUCGCGCAGAUUUCAAGACGGAGGAGACCGGAUUAACGAAUAAACUUGAUCGCAAAUUGAAUACCGACGAGAUCAUUGCAAUGAGCGCAUUGUUCCUUGUCGCUGGAUUCGACACUAUUUCCUUCACCGCCACUCUCGUCUCAUACUGCCUCGCAACUCAUCCAGAAGCACAAAAGAAGGCCCUAGAGGAAAUUGAUCGCGAGUGUGUUUCAGCGGAUUUGACUUAUGAGCAACUCUCGAACCUUCACUAUUUAGACUUUGUGAUUCGCGAAACUCUUCGCUUGUAUCCAACUGCAGCAUCAGGACCAUCGAGAAAAUGCAUGAAAGCGACAGUCAUUGGAGGAAUUCCGAUCGAGGAGGGCGUCGAAGUCAUUGCCGAUUCGAUGUCUCUCCAUUAUGAUAAGACAAUAUGGGGAGACGACGCCGACGAAUUCAAACCAGAACGAUGGGAAAAAGAGGAAUCGUUUAUGACGAAUCCUUCGUAUGUGCCGUUCGGAAUCGGAAAAAGAAUUUGCAUCGGAAUGCGGCUGGCAUAUUUUGAGAUUAAAGUCCUGACAGCUCAUAUGCUCAGAACAUUCACAUUAACAACUGGGCCUGAAACGACAAUUCCGCCGAAACUAAUUGGACGAGAGGUUUUGGGACCUGAAACCACUAAGUUAUAUUUGAAGCUCAGAGAAUAA
Caenorhabditis bovis is the source of this 1488-nucleotide messenger RNA. NCBI's taxonomy places the organism in Eukaryota, Metazoa, Nematoda, Chromadorea, Rhabditida, Rhabditidae. The record is from the annotation of a GenBank genome assembly.